AUGGCAAUGGCCAUAGCUCGACCCGACCGCACCUCUUCCUUCUCCAGUCAAAACGAAAGCCCUAUCGACGACCAACUCCUCUCUGCCAUCACAUCCACCAGUAUAAGUGGUCUUCAUACACAUGGCUCUUCUUCCUCUUCAACCUCCUCCGCCUCCACCGACGGCAUAACCAGGCACAACGCCUCCGAGGCCGACGAUGGCCCCGUCUUAUCUCGGCUUCUCGUCAACGUGGAUCUGUUCCCCAUAAUCGUAUCCUACCUCGAUACCCAGUCCCUCCUCUCCCUGAGUUCCAUCAAUGCUCGCUUUCGACGCGAGAUCUUUGUCCCCUUGACGCCCAACCUCUGCUGCCUGAACCUUUUCCUCCAAGAGCGGACAGUUGUCUGUCCGAUGGCUCAGUUUGAGAGCCUCAAGGACUUUAUGGCCAAAUACCGAUGCUUCAAGCCCGUCCAUCUGCACUUUACAUACAGCGAUCGAUCUAGCCUCAUGUCGCUCGUGCCCGAGAUCACAGCACCGAUUUACAAUUCCAAGGUCGAUACUUCGUUCUCACAUCCUUCCACAUCGCCCCUGGCAACCUCACAUCUCACAGGCAUCAACCAGAGUAUUAGUAUCAACAUCACCAGCGCCAACAGCCUUUAUCAACACCACCACCCAGUCAUCCAAUCGCCGCCCGUCCGACAGUCCUUGCUCCACACCCAACAUGAGAACGACCAGCCAGAGAUAUCGAGCCCCAGUAGUAGUGGCAGUCUCCAAGCCCUGUCAACACAGCAUGCGACCAUCAACCGGCUCAAGACCACAAGAACGAGCAGCAGCAGCAGCACUGACAGUGCCCUCAGUGACAGCUAUGACAGUACAGGAGAGAAUAUGGCACAGCAGGUCAAGGUGUCGGCCUCGGCUUCUUCGGAAGACACAAUUGGAAGUUCAAUUGACAUUCCAAUGGCUGAAUAUGCGGCGACAUCCUCUACCUCGACGGCGACGACAACAUCAGCAACUACGACAACUCUGGGCAACAUUGCCUCCUCUGAUACGACCACCUAUCAUCAACAGCGACAGCAAGCACAAGAACAACAACAACGUCAGAACCAGCAAAAACAGCAACCUCAGUAUACCAGUCGCUCUGUCGAUUAUUACGGCAACGGCAGUAACAACCACACUCCUAACAACACUCAUCAUGGUGGAUCACUCGGCCUUCACUCUGUCUCUGUUUUAUCCGAAUCGAUCCCAGUCCACUCCAGCUCAUCGUCGUCGACGUCACAGCACAGUCAGCAUGGUUUCGAGCUAUCGUAUUGGCAAAAGUUUGCCCUGAAUGAGCUAUUUAUGCGCCUCCUCCCGUUUCUCCGAACGCUGACGAUUGGCAGGACCGACAAACCGACGAGGCGUGCACGAGAUGAGGAAUUGGCGUCGAUCAAUGGCGAGCUCUCGGCUGGAGUAUGCUUCUUCCUGGCGCGGUGCUUCAACGUGAUGCACGACAUGCCUGAUACGGCGCUCGAAUCGGUCGUCUGGAUGGAUGUUACUGCCAAAGAUGUUGUCCUCCUCAUCACGAUGAUCGAACUUCGGGAUAUCAUAGUCGAUGAGAGAUACUGGAAGCGUGGAUACUGGGCUAUCGAUCGACCUCGCGUGCGACCCACUAGUGCCUUAAGAGACACUGCCAUCAAUGACGGAGAUUACGAGGAUGACGAGGACGAUGAAGGCGAUUGGGACGGAUUCUAUUACCUGAUCAACCAUGAAGGUGCUGAGAAGAAGGUCUCACAGCCCAAGAAGAAGUCGUCAUUGAAGGGUGCGGGUCAGGCCCCUCGACGGAAGGUUAGCACCAUCAGGGACUUUAACGCCAACGGCACGAAAUCAGCUUCAUCAGAUUCAUCCACCACAUCAUCAAGGUCGCCAACAACUAUGACAGCAACGUCAUCAUCAUCGUCAUCUACAUUGCCAUCGACAUUCUCGAAACAUACGAUCGCCCAAAUUCCACCACAGCAAUCCGUCUCUGGAUUGGGUCAGCUUGUCAUGACCGCAUCGUCAACGACAACGGGAACAUCAACAACAACGUCAAGCAACCUAUCAUCGUCGGCCAGCGCGAUCCUCGAUCAUACAAGGAAGAUCCGCAGAAACAUCCCGGCGCCAGAGCCCUGGCAAGGUUUCGGUGAAGGUGUAUUGGAAUCGAGCCCCAGGAAAGUGUUCGUCACAGAAGAGCUCCCACCGGCAGUGCAGCUGUUUGAGGCCUUGAAAGCCGAGAUCAACGAUGUUGUGGCGGCGGCCCGCUCUUCUGGCAAGGGCAAGAAACCGUCGAUCAUGACCUCUAGUUCCUGGCGAUAUUAG
Molecule: messenger RNA, 2310 nt
Organism: Linnemannia hyalina
Lineage: Eukaryota; Fungi; Mortierellomycota; Mortierellomycetes; Mortierellales; Mortierellaceae
Source: the annotation of a GenBank genome assembly